GGCGCACACCUUUGGCUUCUGGGCGCUGCGCUCGGGAAUCCCCCCGGCGGGUGUCUCUGGUUUCUUUCCGUCCCGUUCCUUCUCUCCGGCUUCCAUCCCGAUCUUAAUUUUUGGCUGUGCCGGAGCGAGGGGCUGCCCGGCGAGGUGGCCUCAGGCUGAGAUAGAAUUGAAGCUAGAUAACUCUGUGCCUAAAAUGAUAAUCUCCUUUACCCUGCAGUAUGUUUGAGAAGCAUUUUACUUUUACAGAUAUGACUUCUGGUCAUUAUUUUCCCAGCCUUGAGAUUGGGAAGCACCUCAAUCGUUACAUAGCCAGUUUUGAUUGGCUUGAUCAGCACUGGUUGCCCCUUUUCCAGUUUACGCCCUUAUAUAUAUGAAGGAAGAGUGAAUUAAUUGAGAGGAAACGGAAGAAGGAAAAAGCCAUGGCUAGACGGAGUCAAUGAGAUUCUCAAAAAGGAGGAAAACAACAUGGACAUGUCUAUGCAAUCAUCAGGAACCAAAUUUGACUCAAAUAACUUUACCUUUUAUGAAUCAAAAAGAUGCACAAUUUAACAACCUGGAAGAAACCAAUAGCAAAUCAAUUUUGUCUUUUUGCUCAGAAAACAUAUGGAAUACCUAUGAAGUUACCAAGACUUGAGCUGAACUCAAAGGAAACUUGAUUUAACGGCAGCAGUGCUGAGAGUUAUUUGGACAAAGUGGAAAUAAAGUUCAUUAUAAUGGAUGAUAGGGAAUCUCCUACAAAUGAUCUUCAUUUAAAUUUAGAAGAUGUACUUCAUACUGACAUACAUGAAGAAAGGAUCAAAACUUGCUUGGCUUCUUCUCCAGAUGAAAAUGAAAAUCAGUGUAACAGUAGGAAGCAUAAUACUGAGAAAAACUCUCAUAAUGCAAUGGGAAGAGUUGAGCAGGACAGCAUUAAUAAUAACAAGGACAGUGGAGACCCUACAUCCUGCUUCCAAGAAAAUGAAAGCAAUAGGCCAUGUAAAAGUUUGAAAUCAGAUAUGCCACAGAAGCUUGGUCCUGAAAAAAAGAAUCCAAGAAAAACAAAAAGUCCUAGCAGGAAAGUCAAACAAGACAAAGCUGACAUUACAGCAGUAUCUUAUGUGGAAGGGGCAGAUGGAAACAAGACAAAUUCAAACCAUCCUCUGAAAGAACCAGCUCAAACUUUACAAUUCCUCUUCUCUCUUCUUCAAGGAGAAUCUAAGCAAAUGGAUUCAAACGUGCUUCCCCUGUUCCUGCACCAGAUUGCUGAAACUUAUUUUCAGGAUGGAGAAUAUGAGAAAGCAAUGACGUUCAUUCGGCUUGAACAGUUGUAUCACAAACAAUUACUUGCAAAUCUCUCUUCCCUUCAGCAGCAAUGGGAAACAAAAUGGAAAGCAACAGAGUGCAGUGAGGUUCCAAAUCUAAAGAAUUCUUCUAAAGAACUGAGUAAUGAAGAGCUAGACAAACUUGCUGAAUUUUGCACAUCUCAUCAAGAGCCACUUGUCUCCAGAAGCAAGCUCAUAAAUAAAGAAAUACCCUUCAGAUGUGAACGGUUCAUACGUUUAAUGGCAUCUGAAGAUUUAAAAGAACAAAUUACUUCUAUAUGGGAUUCAGAUACUCAGAACCGGCCAAGUAUUGAAGCAAAAAAAAAGAACCAUCACAGAGAAAGAGAUAGGGAUGAAAGUUUCCAGUCUGAAAGCUGUUGUCUGAUUAAGGAAAAAGAAAGACUUCAGCUAUCUGCGAGGAAACAUCAUCUCAAGGAGGAGCUCUGCUGUACUGAACUCACACUGAAUCAGCCAUUUGUUUUAUCCACAGAGACCCUGGACACGCCUUUCUCUCAGUGUUUAUCUUUGAGGGAUGCUGGUGAAAAUGACAGCCUGCAGCGAAGGAAAGAACAGUUCUCUCAGGAUGGAGCAAAAAUAGAAGCAGCAGCUGAGAAGCCUGCAGCAACGUGUUUUAGUGAACCAAUGGUAGAUGCAUUAGUUUGGACAGAUGCGGAUUAUAUACCUCCUGAUCUUAUAGCCACAGAUGAAAACAUUCCAUCUGAAAGAAACUUACUGAGGACAAAAAGCUGUUCUAGCUCUGUGGUGAUUGCCGGUAGCCAGUUGGAAAGCAACCUAAAUCAGCCACAGCAGCAACAGCCUGAUUAUGAAAAUAACAGAAAAUCUGUGCAAAACCAACCAUCAGACAUUAGUGGGAAUGUACAGUUUGACACUGAGAUGUCCAAACAGCCAAGAGUUGUAUAUGAAUGGAUACAGGAAGAAACAACAGUACUGGAAGAAAAAGGUGAAAGUGAGGCACCAGAAGGCUUCUUUGAACAGUUUUUAAAUGGUACCAUAAAAGUUAGAGAGGGGGCUCUUAAAUUUCUAGAAGCCCAAGAGAACUCUGAAAUUCUUCCACAUAUUCCACUUGAACAAGCACUUUAUUCUUCAUCGGAAGAUUAUUCACCAGAUGAAAGCUUUUCUUCACUUGACGAACUCGCAAAACGAAUACAGAUUGCAGAGACUGUUCCUGCAGAGGGCCUUGUGUCUAUAUUGAAAAAAAGAGACGACAGUGAAGAAAAUACAUUGGCUCAAAUUCAGCUGAGACAGUCAAAAAGAAGAGUGAGAUUCCAAGAAAUGGAAGAAACAUUAGAACAAGAGGACGUUGGAGCUGGCUCCUGCAUUUUGCUGAUCUUACUGUGCGUAGCAACUGUCUUCCUUAGUAUUGGAGGAACGGCAUUAUACUGUACACUUGGCAACACAGAAUCUGCAGUCUGUUCUGACUUUGCUGCCAAUGUGGAUUUUUACCACAGCCAGAUACAGAAGGGUAUAGAAGAACUUAAACACUGGAUACCUUUAUAUUAAAAGAAGAAAUAUGUACAGAUAGUAAUAUUUUACUGUUGUGAGAAGAAAGAAAAAUAGUUCAAGCUUCGAAUAAUUUGGCACUUUCAGAAGAAGUAACACGACAGAGGAAGCAUCUGUGUUGUACAUAGGCGUUAAUGUCCAGUAAUUGGAGUAAUCACCUUUCAUGAGGCAGCAUAAGAGACUGUCAUAAUGUUCUCCUUUUGAAAUGCUCAGAACAAUCUUCUGCUUACCAACUUAGAAAAAAAAAAGACAUUUAUCUUUCCUAAAAUUUCCAAUCCUCAUACAGUCAUAUGCAAUCUCUGUAAAUUUUAAUACAAAACAACUGGUUUUCCUUACAUCAUAAUGCAAAGAUAUUGUCUCCAGUUAUCAUGCAAUAAGUUCAUAUUUAAUGGAAACAAACCUUAUUUGGGAAUCAUGUAUUUUAUGUUUUUAAUUAUUUCAGUGAAUUGUAAUAAUUUGGAUGUGGUAGUGGUACAAACAGAAGCCUUCUCCAAAUGGAGCCUUCUCCAUUUAGAUGUUAUUUAAUUGUGCAGCAUUUUAAAAUGUAGCAGUUGUAAUAAGUGAUGCAUUCAUUAUUUUCCUAUACAGUCUUGGCAAAACACGCAGAGAGAGUUUUAGUAAUAGAUUCCUUAAAAUGGAUUUAUAAAACAGGUUCUCUAUAUAAAACCAAAUAUAAAAUAUGGCUCAUUUCAAUGCCAGUAAUAGCCAUUCAGGGUUAGUUGGAAUAUGGUAGCAUCCAGAUUGAAUUAAUAAAUAAAUAAAUUAUGAUUCACAUUUUUUUAAAAAAAGGGUUCACUUUGCACAUUUAUUUUUUUAGAUCCAUUUUUAUGGUAUUGUGAGUGUUCAUCUAACUGUAAAGUGGAACACAACAAAUAUAUUUACAAGCACUGACAUAAAACGUCUGAACUUGACAGAGACAUUUUUUUCUCUUUGACUGUGAUUCUAGUAACAAAAGUGGGUUUCUUCUCUAUUACAAACCAAAAUGGGCCUUGGACAAUUUUGGACAAUGUUAAAUCCUCUUUUGGUUUUAUUAAAACUACUGGUUUCUAUUUCUCCAAAUUAUAAAAAAAAAAGCAAACUGAAAAACUACCUUAGAAUGAAGGUAUCCAACAUGUAUUGUACUUUCUUUAUUUAAAUAUUGUGAGCUUCUCUGAAUCACUGAAAGUCAGGUAGCAGAUGAAAGUUUAAUUUAUUUUGCUUAGUUGCACAAUCAGCCAGAUAUUUAGACUGGAUUUGGCUUUUUUUUUUUAUCUUUACUCCUCCUAAGAACCUGGGAGAGGCAGAUAUUGAUUAAUAUUAUUAUUAAGGUAUCAUCACAUGAUAUAUUAUAAACUGUCCGAAGUAAAGCUGCCUUUUGCAACUGACCGGUGUGAUUUUUGUCAAUGCUGAUGUUGUUGAGUGGUGCUUCAGAAACUUUGGGAUGGCACUCAAAGCUCCUGCCUAGCGUUGCUUUCUUUCAUCAUUGUUAUUCUGCUUCUAUUUGCAGGCUUUCCUGAUUUGUGAUUUUUUUUCUGGUUCUUUCUCUUCUAUGCUGCUGUCUCCAGGUGUCUACUGCAGUGUCUACUUUUGUCUUUCCUAUCGACAGUUGUUAAGUCUGGGGUGUUAUCAAGCAGAUGUUUGAUUGCCUGAAUCCCAAGUUCUUGCUUACAGGCAAGUGGUAUUUCUUGCAGAUACUCAAUGCACCAUUUUUACUUUGUCAUAUUGUUGUUUGCAAUCAGUUUGCAAUAUUCUUGCAAUAGGAGGACCACUGUUUCUUCAGCUGCUUUGCAGGAAAGGCAUUUGCAGUCUGUUGCUGUCUGACUUUAUUUGCAUUUGUUCUUAAGGUGUGGUCUUAUGCAGCCAUAAUUAGUUCCUCUAUUUCUUUCUUCAACUUUCCUGCUCUUAGCCACUGCUAAGUCUUGUUAUCUGAUCUGCCUCCUAGGCAGCUAGGCUACAGGUAGUCCUCAACGUACAACCACAACUGAGCCCAACAUUUAUGUUGCUAAGUGAGAAAUUUGUUAAGUGAGUUUUGCCCCAUUUUAUGACUUUUCUUGCCACAUUUGUUAAAUGAAUCACUGCAGUUGUUAAAUUAGUAACCCGGUUGUUAAGUGAAUCUGGUUUUCCUAUUGAUUUUGUUUGUCAGAAGGUGGCAAAAGGGGAUCACAUGACCCAGGGACACUGCAACUGUCAUAAAUAUGAAUCAGUUGUCAAGCAUCUGAAUGUAAAUCAUUUGACUAAGGGGAUGCUGGAAUUGUCAUAAGUCUGAAAAAUGGUCAUAAGUCACUUUAUUCAGUGCUGUUGUAACAUUGAACGGUCACCAAGUGAACUGACUACCUGUACUGGCCAUAUAGUACUUUGUCUUGCCAUGUCUCAUUCUUUUCUAGUCUAUUCUAGUCUAUUCUUUGGCCUUUCUUACGGACAGUUUGGUAGCUUUGAUAUUCAGUAAGCCUUCAUAGUGUACUAGCAUCUUCUUCACUGGCCUUCGGAUAUUCUUCCAAAGCCUUUUUUCCUUCUUCAAUUAUCUGGUGUAUCCAUGCCACCUAUGCUCCUUGGUAAAUAGAUUCUGUCAAUGUCACUGCAUUGGGGAAGGGCAUGAUUCAUUGUCAUUUUUCUGGUCUUUCUAUCCAGGGUUUCUACCUCAUUUUAAAUCCAGUCCAUUCAUCCAUUGUAAUCUAAUCCACUGUAUUUCUAAUGAUUAGAGUUAUCCAGGUGUUAAUCACCUUGAUGGUAUUUCUGCCAUUUUGUUUGGAUUUUAAAAUUUUCUUCACUCUUCUGAUGUCUUUACUACUAACCUUCUUUUUGAUUUCAGUGUGCUUGCUGUUGUUAGCCUGAAAGAUACCCAGAUUAUUAUUAUUUAUAAUAAUCUUCAUCCAGAUUCCUAAUAUUAUUUCCAUAGGACAUCUUAAUUCCUUCAGUCUUCACUGUUUUUCCCCAUUGAUCAUAAGGGUGGCAUAUUGGUCCAGUCUAAACUCCAUUGCAAUAUCUUGACUUUAUAUUUGGAUAAUGUUGAACAUUGAUUCCAUUUCUGAUUGUAUUUUUCCUUAGAUUGUCCAUGUAAGGGAGGUGGGAGAGCCUCAUAGAUGUUUUUGAUGUUUGAUAGCCAUGGCCUGACUUGCUACAUGCUACAAAGCUACUCCACUAAUUACUCUUACAAUGUAAAUAUGCUAAUAAUAUCACUUAUGUAUGAAAACUACAUAAAUUUGCUAACCUUUCAGUAUGGUUAUCUGCUAUCAUUAUCCAUAGAAUUAACAACAAAGUUGCUGUACAAACUAGGUAAUAUAUAGGCACAAAUCAUGCAGCAGAAAUGGUAAUAUUGAGAAAGUAAUGGAACACUUAUAAAACUUCAGUUUCAUUGAGUAUUGUUUUAGUAUUUUCAGCUAAACAAUUAGCCGGGUUUUGUUAUGAAGUAAUAUUUACAGCUAAUCAGAAGUUCUGUUUGUUGUGGUUUGAAUUUCCUCAAUCUAUUUCAUUGUUUUUUUCAGGUAUGUAUUCAUGGGCCAAUCAUUUUGUUUUCUAUCAAUAAACUUAGAAGUAAUAAAGAAUGUUCCUCACAUUAAAUAAAAUAUACCCCUUUACAAUUAUUUGCCAUGAUUUAAGUAGUUAGUCCCUAAUGUUAAGGCUGCCAUGGCAAAAUAUGCUAUACGUAGAGAUCUAGGCAACAUGAUCUGAUAAAAAAAUCAUUGCUCUUGUUAGAGUCUAGAUUAUUGGAGUCCAGAACCUUACAGAUUGUCACAAGAAUGAAUUUAAGGAACAACGAAAUAAAAGCACCUGAGGGUAGAACAAGAAGCAAUGGGUGGAAACUAAUCAAGGAGAGAAGCAACUUAGAACUAAGGAGAAAUUUCCUGACAGUUAGAACAAUUAAUCAGUAGCACAACUUGCCUCCAGAAGUUGUCAAUGCUCCAACACUGGAAGUUUUUAAGAAGAGGUUGGCUAACCAUUUGUCUGAAGUGGUAUAGGGUUUCCUGCCUAAGCAGGGGGUUGGACUAGAAGACCUCCAAGGUCCCUUCCAACUCUGUUAUUCCAAAUAGGAAGAUGCAUUUCAAUCUGGAAUUGGCAGUUUAUUAAGAACCUUGUAGCAAUAAAAGCUUUUUUAUAUUCCUACCGGUUUGUGUGAGCACUUCAAAGUAGACCAGAUUAGGAAACCAGAAUUACAAAUACUAGUACUACUUUAAUAUAUAUAAUUAAUAUAUAUAUAUAUUAAUAUAACGGAAUCCAUAUGUGCUUCCCCCCCUCCCUUCUUUUAUCCUUAUGAGAAUUAGGGAGCGUCAUAUCUGAGGUGCUUUCUCAAAUGCCAUUUCUAACCUAGAUUGAGAUUUCUUUUAUCUGCCUGCUGGUUUGUCCUCCUGUUCCCCAAGAUUAUUCCUUCUGCCAAUUACAGUUUCAAAUCUUAGAACCGUUAAAAUUGGCAGAACAUCUUGGGGCCAUUAAGAUAUAAUUUAUAAGAAAUUAUAUUAAUCAGAUCUGACUUCAGGUAGUCUUGUGUUAGCAGCCACAGCUAGCACCAGGAAUUCUGCCACUACUCAUAUGAUUGCUAAGUGAAAAUAAUCUGUCCGUGACUUACAACUUUAUUUCCAUGUUUUCCAUUAACUCUACUUGUCUCAAACUGGUAGGGAAGCACGAAAAUGGUAAUCAUGUGACAAUGGGAUGCUGCAACAGUCAUAAAAAUGCACCAGUUGUAAAGUGCCUGAAUGUUGGUCAUGUGACCAUUGGACACUUAACGACACAAAGGUCGUAAGUGCAUUUUCACCAUAGCUUCAAAUGAUUGCUAAGUGAGGCAGUCAGUAACUGAGGACUACUUGUAAAUUUUGAUCUUUUUUCAGAUUAUCGUGCCGUAUAAUAAAUCUAAAAAUUGUUACAUGAUUGCCUUCCAACCCUAAAAUCAUACUCCAGAAAUCCAGUCUCUCUAAGGAUUGUAUAAAUCAGCAGAAACCUUUCAGUGAAUGAGAGAAAGUAAUGAUCAUGCUUUCUUUGGUGCUUUGCAGUUCUAAUUAGCCAAAGAUUAUCCUUUAAUAAAUGUAUAAUUUAAUAUUAAUGGUUUUGUGAAGCCAGGCUUUGACUAUAUAUAUAUUGAGUAAGCUUUAUUUAAACCCAAUGAAAGAAGGAGAAAAUUAUGUGAAAGUUAGGCAGGAACAUAUUAAUAUAAAAAUUAAGAGUACUAAAAGUCCUCCAUAUGUUCUGACUCGUGAUAUAAUUAGUAAAAGGCCACCUAAAGUUACCUUUAUGUUUAUCAAGAUAUUUACGUAAAUGAAGUUGGUGAGAAUGAGAGAUGCUUGUCUUUGUUAAUUGCUGUUUGUCCCGCACAUUUUAUUAAUAGAGCCAAGAGCACCUUCCAAAGCCACCAAUGAACAUAUUAGUGCAGGGGUGUCAAAGUCACGGGCCGGAUGUGUCACACAUGUCACGUGAUGACGUGACGCCGCAAGUUUGACACCCCUGAAUUAGUGAGACAGAAUUAGAAAAUAGUCAAAAGUAACAUCUCUGUUCUUAAAACCUAUUUGUUCAUAGCAAAUAAAAAAGCUUUUCUCCAGUCUUCCAGCUUCUACAGCAGUAAACAUGAAUAUAGCCUUGUUAGCAUAACUAGUGGAUAAAUUGGGUAAUAUUUAUUUGGAUUUUGUUUGUUGCCUGUUUUGUAAAUAGAGAUCAUUAUAGCAAGGGUCCGGGCCUUUUGGUCCUAUAUCUACUGUAUUUAUACAUUUGAAUAAUUUAGCAAGGAGUGACUGCCAUCCUUUUACAAAGGCUUUAAUAUCUUAGGUCAGCACUAACAUUUGCAAGAAUGCAUAACAUCCAACAACUAUUUUGAUAUUGAUCAUUUUUAUGGUAACAAUUAUUACCUGGAGCUUCUGCAUUUCAUAUGUUCCUCUGACUUCACUGCUUUCAGUGUUCCUCACUAUAAAUUUACAUAUGCAUAUAUACUGUAUAUGCUCAUCUCAAGGUAACAUUGCAUGCAUCAAGAUAACAUUGCAUGCAUUAUUACAUCAUGUAAUAAUAAAUGUGUUAAAUAUUAAAAAGGGAUUGAACAAAUGAAAAAUGAAAAAAUAAAUAAAUAAACAGAAAUAGCAUCAGCUGAACUUUAUUGGCAUGCUGUCCUGCUUAUUUCUUCAUUUUUAGAGCUAUGGACUCUAAAUUACCUACUUUCAAUCAAUAUUUUUCACUGUGGAAACUGCUGGUAAACCUUCUGUGUUUGGUUGAAAAACUGAGGCAUGUCCUAAAAGACAUACUUAGUUGAACAGGGUAUAGCUUACUUGCCAUCACUGUGUGUGAAAUCGUGUGCCUUAAAUUUUACCUGUAUGAACCCUGGUUCUGUAAUAGAGAAAAUCAUGGUAUAAACAACUGUGUUUUGGGCAAUCUGUCUCCAUAAUUCACAAAGAAUUUAGUUGUGCAUUUCAGGGCUACUAAAGAAGAUAUGUAAACUUUACUGAGGAUGAUGCGGAUAUAAUGUUGAUUCAGUAAGGGAUAGAACUGUCUUUGAAAGUAGAAUUUGCUUUGUAGGAUUUAUCUAAAAAAGUUUAUGAAGUGGCGUGAUCGGCACUAAAAGUCUGUCUUCAUGACGUACGCUAUUUUGAACUUCUUAAUGGAAAAAAGUAAUCACCUAAUGUUACUGGGCAUUGUUUAAACCUCAGAUGCAGUUAAAUAGCUUCUUGAACAUGACCACUGAACAUCAUGUUUGUUAUGGGUUUUUUUCUUAUCUUUUGCUAUCCUCUACCUCCCCUUUCUUUCAGCACUAUACCUGAUUAUUCUAUACAAUUCAAAACAUAAUUGAUUACUCCCAAACACAAUCCUCACCAUAGUGAUCAGUGCCAACAUUCAGUAAUUUGAAGCAUCUCUGUCUCUUUAAAGCAAUUGCAUCUUUUCCUUGGAUCAUAUAUUUUCCUUCCACUUUCAUAGCAUAAUCCCUGGAAAAGACAUAGCUGCUUUCAAGAAGUUAUCUCAUUUCGAUUCCUUCAUAAUCUGUCAGAAUUAUAAAAUCUAUCAAAUAGGUCUGUCAAACUCCUUUUACUUUCAUUAAAAUACUAUAUAAAGACAAGUUCACAUAGCAUUUAACAAUUUUUGUGAUUACAUAUACAGGUAUUCAUAAAUACACGAGGAUUCUUUUCCUUUUUCAAGAAAGAACAAAGACUUAUAAAAUAAAUAUACAUUUUUUUUCAACAAACCUGAAAUAAGACUUUUUUGCUCUGAGGUAUUUUUUGUUAGGGCUAUAAUUGAUUAGAUGAUAGGGAAAUUAAGUUAAGGGUACUAUAUCUGUUUAGGGAGUAGGCUUCACAAGUUGUUUCAAAUCUAUUAAUCACAAAUGGUACAUGCUACAUAAAUACUGUAUUUAGGCUUUUGUUGUGCAAACAACUAAUGGCAAGUGAAACAGUGACAGAAAUAUUCCAGAGUAUGGACGUAAAAAGCAUCAUUUAUUUUUUUUACUUUUUAAAGAGUAUGUGAAUUAUUAUUAGAGUUAUUCAUUUUUAUUUUUUCCUUUCCAUUUGUAGCUCAGCCUUCUCUCUGUGAUAAAUAAUAAAUAGAAUAGGCAGCAUCACAUUCUGUUUAAUUUACACAUCACACAAAUAUGUAAUUUCAUUGCGUCUCCUUUCCUUUCGUACCAUUCCUGUUCGCUGAAAAGUUUUUAGAAAGAUAGUUUGAAUUUUGACAUCUGAGUGACUAAUCUUGUAUAUUUGUGUUGACACACACUGCCUACAGUGUUCCUGUAGAUUUUAGUUAUACUAUGUUUUAUUAUACCUUGAAAUAAGGUUAGAAUCAAAAUAAUUCCUUGGCUGUACUGUACACAAAAGCUUCCAGCAUUCUUUAGAGUUGCCCUAUAUGUGUCUAUAUACUACUAAAAUUCUUGUGUCCUUUUGAUUGUUUGUAAUCUUCAGUUGAGCAGAACAGUGCAUCAUAGGGCAACAAUUUUUGAGUCAACAUACCUCAGAUACUUCCAGAAUGCAUCCAAAAUCGGGGAACCAUAACUCCCAAAUUUUGGCAACGUUGUGGUUGUUUCAGUGCUGCCGUGCUACUGUGCCGCCACUUUGCCAUGGUCAGCCACAGUCAUGUGAUUGUCAUUUCCAACACUUCCUGCCAGCGUUCUUCAAGAAAAGGUAAUGGGAAAGCCAUCAGGAAGUCGGAAGUCGUUCCAGCUCCCACAGGCUUUGCUUUGUUUUUUGCGUGCCCAUUGCCAUUCUGUUUCUCUGUUUAGGUAAGGUUAUCUAAUUGAUUACUAUUUUCUGCUGUAGAGAUCCUCCAUUGUCGGAAAUAUAAUUCUAAUAAAAAGAAUGUUCUAAUGAUAAAGCAUCCAAAACCCCUCUCCUUUCAUAGUGACCUGGAUCCUGUUCUAUGGAUUCAGGUAACUUAAGAUGGAGAACCUGUCAUUUUCUGGGGUCCCCGAACUACAGCUUCUAGUGUUCUUACGAUUGGCUGUGUUGGCUGGUGUUGCUACAAGUUCAAAUUCAGCAACUUCUGGAGGGCUAUGGAUUUCCCCUUUCCUAGUAUACUGGCAGUGCAAACUUUACACUGGGUAAUUAAUUGACAAUUUGAUAUGUUGUUUGUAGUUUUUUUUUAAGUUUUAAUUUUGUUGAAACAUGUUUUCUAUGUCUGUUCCAAAGGCCUUUUGUGUUAUAAUAUAGCAUAGCUUGAACUCGUCUAAAAAGAGGGAGUUUUAAAAUGUUACUGGCUGGUUCAGUAUACCACUUUAGUCUCUCCUUUAAUUAGUUGUCUGUAGCAACAUAUUCUUAUUCUUUUAUUCUAUAAUUAUGUAAUACAGUGUUGAUGAGCAUGCCUUCUAUAGCUAUUAUGUAUAUGUUUUGAGACUUUGUAAUUUUCAGUUUGCUAUUCGGUUAGAUGAUAAUAUUUAAUGCAACUGUGGAUUUCUGCUCUGCUCAAGUGAUUGUGCAUCUGAUCACCAAAAAUAUAGAGAAUUUAUAACUUUCAUAUGUUUAUUUUAAAAAUACAACAUGUACAGUUAUCAAGAAAUCUGAGAUGUAGAAUUUAUGGCAGAAGUGUUUUAGUGCGCCUUUAAAAGAGAGAUUUAAUAUAGUUUUUAAAAGAUCUUACUUUGCACUAGGGUUGCCAAAUGCCCCAUUUUAUUUCCAGUUAUGGCAAAUUCCUUAGAAUAUAAUGAAUUUCCCUUACUUUGAAAUGGCCUGGCUUCAUUUUUUGGUUUCAGUUCUAUUGGUACAUACUUAUUUAUAAUUUAUUUAAUCAUGGUUUAUUCACCCCUACAUUAAGAACUCAGACAAUAAGCUUGGCUAAAAUAUAGCUGACUGCAUUAUCGUGUAGAACGUUGUGUAAAAGUAGCUUAAUUUAUCUUAAAAUGAGUCACAAUGUGACUCAUUUUAACCAUAUAAAUAUUUAUUUAACCAUAUAAAUAUUCCUCUGCUUACUUUGGUUAAGACAAAGAGCAAAUAUAAGAAGAGAGGUUUUGAGGUGGUUCAGUGUUCAUUGCUGAACACUUUAAUCUCCUUUACCUGUAUUAUUACAAAAUAAAUCUAAAAAAUAAAACUUUAGAUAUAUUGCACCAUCUUUUCUAGUAAUCACACGAUCCAGAACUAUAGCUAGAUAUUCCAAUCUGUUCUAAAUCUUGUUUAGCCAAUUUAUAUGUUUUGUAAUGAAUAUCUGAAGUGAUGACAACAGUAAAUUUGUUUUUUAUUUGAAAAAGCUUUAUAAAUUAUUGUUUCAACCAGCACUUCAGAUAACUACAAAACUGAGAUACAUAGGAAAAAUCAUUCUUUUUAUAAUCACAAUUCAUGAGUGGAAAAUGCUGUUCCCCUUACAUGACUGAGUAUUGAAGGUACAGUUAAUUGAUAGAGAAUUAGAAUUAGUGAAAUACAAUUACAUUAUUAUAGACUAGCUAUUUAUGUAUGGUAUGGCAAUUUUUAAUACAUUUAUUUCUAAAAGAAUUAUACAUUGAUCUUUUUUUAGGGAAGUUCACCAGAAAAAAAGAUGUCUGCAAUAGCAUAAUAAAAUUCCACUCUUUUUAUACAUCAGUAAAAGGGCAGGGUCAAAAUCACACAGUUACAUAUAUCACCUUAACUUUUUUGAGAUUUCCCUGCAUAUUUUGACUUUAUUUAUCAUUAGGUGGAUACCUAUACAGGUAGUCCUCAACUUACACCCACAAUUGAGCUCAAAAUUUCUGUUGCUAGGUGAGACAGUUGUUAGGUGAAUUUUGCCCUAUUUUACGUUCUUUCUUGCCACGGCUGUUAAGUAAAUCACUGCAGUUAAGUUAGUAACACGAUUGUUAAGUGAAUCUUGCUUCCCCAUUGACUUUGCUUGUCAGAAGGUUGCAAAAGGUGAUCACAUGACCCUGGGACACUGCAACUGUCAUAAAUACAUGCCAGUUGCCAAGUGUCUGAAUUUUGUUCACAUGACCAUGGGGCUGCUGCAACAAUUCUAAGUGUGUAAAGUGGUCAUAUAAGUCACUUUUUUCAGUGCCUUUAUAACUUCAAACUGUCACUAAAUGAACUGUUGUAACUCGAGGACUACCUGUAUUUAGCCACUGAAAAAUGUUCCUCAGAUUAAGAAAAUAUGAUGUUCGUAAACCACUGUUUUAUGGAAGCAUGGCUUAAAUUCAAGAAUAUCUGUAUUAGCUCUAAUCUAUUUAAGGUGAGAAAUUCCUAUGUGUGAUUUCUAGCUGUAAACAAUACAAAUAAAGUGCCAUUUCAAAAUGCAUUAAAUCUGAGCAAAUUGUAGGCUA
Messenger RNA from Pantherophis guttatus, 13467 nucleotides. RefSeq names its product consortin, connexin sorting protein (gene CNST). The record is from RefSeq and is a predicted model, not a curated record. Gene Ontology annotation, molecular function: connexin binding. Gene Ontology annotation, biological process: positive regulation of Golgi to plasma membrane protein transport. Gene Ontology annotation, cellular component: trans-Golgi network; plasma membrane; transport vesicle. NCBI's taxonomy places the organism in Eukaryota, Metazoa, Chordata, Lepidosauria, Squamata, Colubridae.